UUAACUUGUUCAAAAAAGUAUCAGGAGUUGUCAAGGCAGAGAGAGAGAGUGUGUGUGUUUGCAAAAGGGGGUAAAGUAGUUUGCUGGCUCUUUAAGACCGAGGUGGAGAGAGAGAGAGAGAGAGAGAGAGAGAGAGCGGCAGGCAGAGAAAAGGGAAAAAGGAGGAAGAAGUUUUUUAAAAUCAAGACUCCGGCGGUAAUAAUAGCAGUUAUUAGCAUUAUUAAUCCAUCAGCGAAGAGGAAGAUCCUGAUCUUGAUCCAAGUGUGGUUUUGGGGAGUCCCCCUCCCCCCUUUCCUACCCCUCCCUAGGAAAAAAAAAAAAAAAGUCCGGCUUGGGACUCCGCUGCGGCUGCUCCUCGUUUCUCUGCUCGAGGCUGGUUCCAGGCAAAAGUAGUUUGAAUGUACAACAUGAUGGAAACCGAGCUGAAACCUCCCGCCCCCCAGCAAACUUCGGGGGGAGGCACAGGCAACUCCAACUCGGCCGCCAACAACCAGAAGAACAGCCCGGACCGGGUCAAGCGCCCGAUGAACGCGUUCAUGGUGUGGUCCCGCGGGCAGCGGCGGAAAAUGGCCCAGGAGAACCCGAAGAUGCACAACUCGGAGAUCAGCAAGCGGCUCGGGGCGGAGUGGAAACUUUUAUCCGAGGCGGAAAAGAGACCCUUCAUUGACGAAGCCAAGCGGCUCAGAGCUCUGCACAUGAAGGAGCACCCGGAUUAUAAAUACCGACCCCGGAGGAAAACCAAGACCCUCAUGAAGAAGGAUAAGUACACGUUGCCGGGGGGCUUACUGGCACCGGGCACCAAUACCAUGACGACUGGGGUAGGGGUUGGGGCCACCUUGGGAGCUGGGGUGAACCAGAGGAUGGACAGUUACGCGCACAUGAACGGCUGGACCAACGGAGGCUAUGGGAUGAUGCAAGAGCAGCUCGGCUACCCGCAGCACCCGGGCUUGAACGCGCACAACGCGGCGCAGAUGCAGCCCAUGCACCGCUACGACGUGAGCGCCCUGCAGUACAACUCCAUGACCAGCUCGCAGACUUACAUGAACGGAUCGCCUACCUACAGCAUGUCCUACUCCCAGCAAGGGACCCCGGGCAUGGCCCUGGGCUCCAUGGGCUCGGUGGUCAAGACGGAAUCCAGCUCCAGUCCCCCCGUAGUCACCUCCUCGUCUCAUUCAAGGGCUCCUUGCCAAGCUGGGGACCUUCGGGACAUGAUCAGCAUGUAUCUACCAGGUGCUGAAGUACCAGAACCAGCUGCCCCAAGCAGACUUCAUAUGUCCCAACACUACCAGAGUGCACCUGUUCCUGGCACAGCCAUUAAUGGCACACUCCCUCUAUCACAUAUGUAAGACAAAG
Messenger RNA from Prinia subflava (tawny-flanked prinia), 1353 nucleotides. It is a transcript of the gene SOX2, whose product is annotated as SRY-box transcription factor 2. Gene Ontology annotation, biological process: cell differentiation; cell fate commitment; positive regulation of transcription by RNA polymerase II. The transcript has a single exon. Gene Ontology annotation, molecular function: RNA polymerase II cis-regulatory region sequence-specific DNA binding; DNA-binding transcription factor activity, RNA polymerase II-specific. Lineage: Eukaryota; Metazoa; Chordata; Aves; Passeriformes; Cisticolidae. The coding region runs from base 399 to 1346 and encodes 315 amino acids. The record is from RefSeq and is a predicted model, not a curated record.